AGCCGUGGUUUGACUCGGGGUAUAACUCCGCCUAUUGAUCAAAGACCAUCCUCCACCCUUUUGUCUUUUCUCCACUUUGUUAACUUCAAUAAAAGCCUCGUGGAUUUGGGGCCAGCUGUGUAAACCUCUUGGCAUGCCUCCGUUUUUACUUGGUGGGAUUUUAACGCGUUGGAGCUGAACCACACCAGAAGCCGAUAGGAGAUUUUUGACCCUAUUUCAUUAUAAUUAUAAAUCGACUUUCAUGGAUUAUAUGUGGAGAUUAUUUACGAAAGCGAAGAGGUGUCAACAGGAUGAACUGAUAACAUCUGUUGGAGGCCGGUGCAGAUAGGUCUACUGAGUGACAAGAGGCUGGAUGAGGCUAUGUUUUACCCAAACCUUUACAUCUUAAUUUCAGACUAGGUUGUGGGGAAAACAGACUAAGGACGGAAACACUGACAUCCCUCUCCCCCAGUGACUCACCCUAACCCUUACCAGCUUAAUCUGGGGGAUCCCAAGGCAUUCCCAUCCAGGCCAGAAGGGAUGUAUCCUCCAUCAUGAUCUGGGUCUGGAGCCAUAUCAGUGCUUCGCAGCAACAUCUCCAGAGGAUGAGCCGCGAAUCCAUGCAGACACUUGCAGACCCAGUGUUUCGAAGCACGAUGCCCUUAUUUGAUGGAACGGUAGCAUCCAGUGGACUCACAAAACCACAAGCUAUGCCUGGUUUCCUGGGUAAGCAGACAGUGCAGUACAAUGGAGCCUAUUUUGCUUAUGAACCCAGAGUAAAGGACAGAGAAGGAUUCACCCCUCCUUGGAGCCACUCGAAGACAUCUCCGCUGGAUGACAGAAGUCCUGUGAGUCACCUCUCUGGAAUGGUACAAAACCACAUGGCAUACAGGAAAGACAGCAUUUCUUCAGAGGGAAGUCAUCACACCCCGGUUAAGAAGGGUUUUAUAGUGUACACUAAAAGUCCUGAGAUGAACAGUCCAACAGCUGCUUGUUCUGCGGUGAUUAGAAAACCAAAACCAGGAGGUGAGAAUUCCCCCUCUCCAUCUAAAAGCUCUGUUUACCUGGCAAUUCCCAAGCCGGUCUAUGGACUCAGUCCCUGCUGUAAUGAACUGGGCUGUGUGAUAGGACACCGUUAUGGCAUGGAUCACAUCUCUCCUAGAAUACCAACCAAUGUUUAUGAACAUGAGUGGAUGCAAAGCAAUGGCCACUACCUUGAAAAGCUCCCAAUUCAGAGAAAAGAUGCACUGCAGCAGAAUGAUUUACAGUUUGAAUGCAAUGCAGAACAGCUGAAGAGGGUAACUGUGGAGGCAUACAGUCCGAGCAGGGUCAGGGCUCUGCCCUCUUUGACUGAGCCAAGCUACAGCAGCUACCCCUGCACCCCAACUCGUACACUGUUUGGUUCUUUCAGAGAGCCCAGCAGUCAACCACUGCAGACCUCCCCCGCAGGCUAUCCCGGCCUGUACGCCCCCCGUCCCACAUAUGAGCAUAUGACCUCAGAGGUUUAUCAGGAAUGUUCUCCCAUGUCCAAAUAUGGCCAGCUUGCACAGCACCCAGGGUUUUACUACUCCCAGACAAACGGAGAGGUGGAAAACAGGACACAGAGAAAAGAGAGUGGUAGUAAGCAGGGAGAAGAUGGCCCUCUCCUUCAUAAACACUUGAUCUCCCCCCGAGAGCAUUACGUAGUGCCUCAGCCGCAUCAUGCUGAAAUUCCUUUGUCUUGCACUGAAAUGUUGCCAAAUCAUUCUUUUAUACAGGGUUAUGACUAUCCAUGUUACACAGUUCCAAGAUUUCAUCUAAAGGCGAGCCAAAUCAGGGACCCUUUAAAAAGGCAAAAUUCAUUAUCUGGAUUUCACCCGAGUAGCAUGAAUGCUCCCUCUUCCAGCCAACACAUGGAUUACCCUAUAGCCAAAGAGAAACCCAACACUGCCGUACAUAUUGACCAGCUACACAGUUCCUCAUCUAUCGUACGCGUGAACAAAAGCAGUCCUGCAAGACGUUUAAACCCAGCUGCUGUCUCACCAUCUAGCACACAAGUUGGCAGGUUCUUCCAACCAUUUACCAGCCUGCACAUAGAUCCACCAGUCCAUCUACAACCUGUCGUUAACAUGGACAGAAUCCUAGAACAUUCCCCUGCUGAAGCCCAAGUGAAUCAGCCAAAAAGCCUUCCUGUGUCCCCAGCACCUUGGCUGCCCCCCUCACCCAGCCACUGCUCAGAAAGAACCCACACAGCUGCGCCCAAUAAUGUCCGAAAAAUUAUCUAUUCCCCCGGUGUUACGGCAGGAAGCAAGCACAAUGGGCCGGUGUCUGACGCAGGAACCAGCGACUAUAAAAAGUGCCCAACGCAGAGCGUUUCUCACUCAUCUCACCCCUUCAGAAUAAAAGAUGAGGAUGUGUAUGAGGUGGAAUGCACCAACAACAACAAACGACAAAAGGUGGAAAUUGAGAAAGCUAAGGCAAGUAAGAAAACUGACUCACCACCUAUGCCAGUUAUUAACAAUGUGUUCAGCUUGGCACCUUACCAGCUGCACCUGCAGGAUCCGGGAGUUUUGUUUCCAGGAAGAGAACCUCAGAGAACCUCCCAGACUUCAGAGAAGCACAGUGACAAAGUCAAGCCAAACAGCAAAGAGAAGAGAUUAGAUCAAAAGAAUCAAGCGUCCGUCAUCCGACUAGAAUCUAAAAGCUCCUCGCAUACCUCGGCUGACGAGUCUUCUGUCCAAGCUAAAAAGAUUAAAGUGGAAAAAGUAGAUUCACCAGAUGUAAGCAACUCUAUAGAGAGCCAAACCCAUCACAGCAAAGUGGAAAUGAAGAAGGAGCCUGAGGAGACUCAAUCACCUACCAGUGUGCAUGUGGCAUUGAAAGAGAAAUGUGAAUCCAGUGAACUGAAACAUACGUCAUUAUCUGCAAGUGAAAAUACAACUUCAGAUGAGAUGAAAUGUGCUGACUUGACUGUACAAAUGGAUCCAAAUCAUCAGGAUGAGACAUUAAAAAGCCAGGUGUUUGCAUUGCAUCCAAAACCCAACUCUCUGUCUCCAGGGAAAGUCAGUUUUAAAAGCAUUCCUCCUCAUUGCCUUAAACUUUCCACCUACAAUAUUAUCGUUCCUGAUAGCAAGCGCUGCAAAACUGCUCUACCUGUGGAGCACAAUCCCCACCCACAGCCCAUACCUGUACUUACAGCCAUACAAGAGUGCCAAACUCCAGCACGCAAGCACUUCUUAGAGCUGCACCAAUCUCUCUGCAGCUUGAUAUCCAAAUAUGUGUCUGCUUCUUCAGAGCAAGAUCUCAAAAACUGGGUGUCUCAGCUGGAAAUAUCAGAAUCUUCGUCUCAGUCGAGCAAGGUCCAGAGAGUAACCUGCCUGUUGGGUGCAAAAGUGAGAGAGAUGUGGAUCAACAAGGAGAUCAAAGCAGCGCUCCAGGAGGUCCUCGAGAGGCUGAGGGAGUACACGGCUCAGAAGCGCUGUCCUUUUCCGCACGUGAUGCGGACUGGCGCCGUGUUUCUCCCCAUGCUGGUGGUGAAGGAGCUGCUGUUUCCGACGGUCCAGGGCAGCUUCAUUGACAAAGUGCUGCAGGAACACAAGGUGGAGCUGCGGCCCACCACGCUCUCUGAAGAGAAGAUCCUGAUCCAGCUUCAUAAGCGAGCCUGCUCUUCCAAGCUCAGAAGGCUGAUCUCCCUCAAACACCUGCCAGACAUUUACACAGAGGUGGUCAACCUGCUGUACUAUACUUACGUCUGCAAACAUUUGGGACUAAAUAUGAAUCCUACUUAUAAAGAACAAGAUGGGGGCCAUGACGUUUCAAAUAGUGGCACUCCUGUUCCUUGUGACGCCCCAACCUCUCCAUCAGAGUCACACCAUCAGAGAUGUCUAAAGGAAGAGGAGAACGAAACAUCUCCUAGCAAGAGUAAAACCAAAAGCAGAGUAAGGAGUGCUUUGAGGCAUAUUUUUCUGGACAAAAGCUUGUCUGAUGAAGAAGCGACAGGUGAUGCAGAGCAGACAGUUGUUGAAGGUGAUCUGAAAUCAUUUAUAAAUGAAACUCCUGGAGCCCAUCAGAUGGAGAAUAAAGAAUCUGAUCACAUAGCUGCAGAGCAGGAAUCUAUGGCUGCAACACAAAGACCAUCAGCUGAGAAUUCCUGGACAUGUCCAUUAACGUUGGACGAGCUGUCUCCGUCUCAUAGCGAUGCUGAAACUGAGAGCUCCUCAAGUCGGUUACCCGACAAUCCAGCUUCAGGACGUCCGGCCCAAUCCAAGAACUGCUCAGGCAUGAUUCUUAAACUAAGGAAGAUGCUCAGUGGAGGUCUAAACAGAAAACGGGUUUGCUACGAAGCUGUGUUGCAGUCCGGGACGCUUGCCAAGCCUUCAUCAUCACAGAUUGAAGCUGGAGAGGGUGUAGGCAGCGACCAGCACAGGAUGCCUAAAGCACCGCGCAGGUGGAAGGCAAAAGGAAGCUUCUGUCAUCCUGAUAGGUCCCUCAACAGUCCCCCCAAAACUAAACAAAGGUCUCUGCUUAAGAUCAAAUACUGUCCCUACUUGUCCGCCUGCCACAGCGCCGAGCACAGGAGGCGGUGGGUGCUGCGCUCAGCUGUCCAGACAGCUCGGAGGGCCAUGAGGUUCUACUACCCAGAUUUGGUGGGAAAGAGGAUACGGCACCUGUAUGAGGAAGACGACAAAUCAGAGGUGUGGUACAGAGGUGAGGUGCUGUGUAUCCAUGAGGCUCACACCAACCCUCUGAAGACCAUAUUUGAAGUGAGGUACGACAGCGAGCCAGAGUGGAAGUACUACCUGGAACUGAUGAUAGACUACAAGAAGGGCUGGCUUAAAAUAGAAGACUAAACAUUCCUCAAGUUUUCCUUUUGAAGGGUUGCGGUCAAAGAGUACAAAAAUGAAGAAUGAAGCUAGACUGUAUAAUGUUUUGGCUUUUUUUUUAUCAAGUCUUGCAGACAUUACCUGAGAUGCUUUGUUCUUUGAGAUGCAGAUGAUGAUGUUGUCUUUGACACACAGUGGCUUAAAGGAGUUUACAAAUUGAAGUAUAUUCCACCAUGAUGUAUAUUUUGAUAACAAUGUCCCUUUUUUAUCUAAUAUAAAUCUUUAAACAGUGCCACGUGGGUUUGUGUAUGUUUGCCGCUCUUAAUUUGCAGUCAUUUCUUUUUGUUGUUGGAGCAAAUUAUGCUCAAUGGGCAUUAAGGUACGUUACAGUUGUGUUCAUAGUAAUGGCAGUAGAUUUAAACACACUGCCAUGAGUAAAGCCCCCAAUCCUUAGAAUAGUUUUUAUUUCCAUGCACUGGGAACACUUCACAUUAUAUUCUAAAUCAAACCAUGGACAAAAAUGUAUCAAUCUUUUCGUCACAUUACAGAAAAUGAACAAUUGGCAGUGAACAAAAUAGCAGUGUCUGCAAUUUUCUUUACAAACUCAAAUAUUGACUAUAUAAACUGAAAUUGUUUUUAGGAUUUGUCAUUCCUGUGAAUCGCUAAACUAAUAUUUAGUUGUACAACCACUGUUUCUGAGAACUGUUGCAGGAAGUCGGACAACUUCUGGCACAUGUGAACAGCUAUUCCAGCCCAAGAUGAUUUGACAACAUUCCACAAUUCAUCUGUGCUUCAUGGUUUUGCCUCAGAAACAGCAUUUUUGACAUCACUCCACAAGUUUUCAUUUGGAUUAAGGCCGGGGGACUUGGUUGGCCACUACAUAAUGUUUGAUUUUGUUGGUCUAAAACCAAGAUGCUGCCCACUUACUGGUGUGUUUGGGGUCAUUGUCUUGUUGACACACCCAUUUUUAGGGCAUUUCCUCUUUGGCAUAAGGCAACAUGACCUCUUCAAGUAUUUCGAUAAAGGCAAACUGAUCCUUGAUCCCUUGGUCUUCAGAUUGUACUCUGGUUUCAACUCAGUGUUUGGGGGUCGUCUGGCAAAUUGUCUGCAGCUCUUGGACCCAAAAAGAACAAUCUUACUUUCAUCAGUCCAUAACAUGAUUCAUUUCUCUGUAAGCCAGUUGAUGUUUUUGGAAAUUUUUAUUCUGGUCAGCAGGUUUUUUUUUUUGCAGGGGCUUCUUGCCGAUAGAUUAGCUUCACACAGGCUUCUUCUAAUUGUCACAGAACUCACCGUUAACUUCAGACCUUUGAUCACCCUGGAGCCGAUCAUUGACUGAGUCUUUGCCAUUCUGGCUAUACUUCAGUCCAUUCGAUUGGUAGUCUUCUCCAUCUCUCUGGUUUUGCUUUCCAUCUUAAAGCAUUGGAGUUCAUUUUAGCUGAGCAGCCAAUCAUUUCUGCACAAAUGUAUGCACAUUUGCAUACGUUUUCCCCUCUCCAAUCAACGUCUAAAUCGAAGUACGUUGUUGUUCUGAGCAAUCCCUGGAACGACCCGUUUGUGUCAGGUUUUCAGAGAGAGAUGCAUGUACAUGUGAUGGUGUGAUCCUUAUAUAAAGGCCGCCUGCUUUUUCAGAGAAAAAUGACAUCAGAAAUUGAACUCCACACUGCUAUUUUGAACACACCUCUUUCAAUAGUUUCAUUUCACAAAGUUGGGAGCAUGUAUAUAAUGAAUGUUGGUUCUCUAUGACUCACCUACUUGUAAAUUAUUUGCCAUGACUGAUCUGGUUAGUGUAGUUGGACUGCUAUUCUUUUGAACAUUUUUUUAUGUGGAGCUGCUCAAGACUUAUUUUUUUCAAAUAACCAACGUCAGAUUUUCGAAUGGAAGUAUGAACUCAACAUUUUGACAUUUGCUCAUGACUGCACCUCAAACUGUUUUUACAUUUUGUAUGAUUUUUUUCUUAAGAUUCUUUGAGAGUGAACAGACUGAACUUUCUUAUGGUCUUAAAAAUAAAUGUUUUUCUACUGAAAGCA
Molecule: messenger RNA, 6808 nt
Organism: Girardinichthys multiradiatus
Lineage: Eukaryota; Metazoa; Chordata; Actinopteri; Cyprinodontiformes; Goodeidae
Gene: prmt2ip
Product: chromosome 2 C15orf39 homolog
Exons: 5
Coding region: 534-4808 (1424 amino acids)
Source: RefSeq, a predicted model, not a curated record